UUUCAGAAAACUUCGCCAAAAUCCCCCAAUUCCCAAACCCUAAUCCCGUUGAAUUGAUCAAUCAACCUUUUGCCGCCGCUAUUACCGCCGCAUCUUGUCACGCAGUCGCCGAGUCUUUCAUUCGGUUAGAGAAAACUAUGGAUAUUGAAGAGGAUGGUGACUAUCAGGAGUACAUUCCUGUGCAUAAGAGAAGGGCUAUGGCCGCGGAAAGUUUACUAAAGAGGAAAGGGAAGGAAUCAGCUUCAGUUGAAGUUGAAGAUGAAUCUGAGAAAGCUAAAGCUCAAGAUGCUAAACCAAGUCUUCUUGUUAAGGCUACUCAAUUGAAGAAAGAUGUUCCUGAAGUCAGUCCCACAGAGCAAAUAGUACUACAAGAGAAGGAAAUGAUUGAAAAUCUUUCAGACAGGAAAACCCUUAUGUCUGUUCGGGAGUUAGCCAAGGGUAUAACAUACACCGAACCGCUUUGGACUGGAUGGAAACCUCCCUUGGCCAUUAGAAGGAUGUCGAAAAAACAGUGUGAUACGAUUCGGAAACAAUGGCAUAUAAUAGUCGAUGGCGAUGAUGCUCCACCUCCUAUUAAGAAUUUCAAGGAUAUGAGGUUUCCUGAACCUAUGUUGAGCAAGUUAAAAGAGAAGGGAAUUGUUCAACCCACACCAAUUCAAGUGCAAGGACUCCCAGUUAUCCUGUCUGGUAGAGAUAUGAUUGGUAUAGCGUUUACUGGCUCUGGAAAGACGUUGGUUUUUGUCUUGCCUCUUAUAAUGAUUGCGCUGCAGGAGGAGAUGAUGAUGCCUAUUGCUGCUGGAGAAGGGCCAUUUGGGUUGGUAGUUUGCCCAUCAAGAGAGCUUGCAAGACAGACUUAUGAGGUUGUGGAACAGUUUUUGAUUCCACUAAGGGAUGUUGGGUAUCCAGAAUUAAGACCAUUGCUGUGUAUUGGAGGGGUGGAUAUGCGCUCACAAGUUGAGGUUGUGAAGAGGGGUGUGCAUAUAGUUGUUGCUACUCCAGGUAGGCUCAAGGAUAUGCUUGCCAAGAAGAAAAUGAAUCUUGAUAAUUGCAGAUAUUUAUGCUUGGAUGAGGCUGAUCGACUGGUAGAUUUAGGAUUUGAGGAUGAUAUCAGAGAAGUAUUUGAUCAUUUUAAGGCUCAAAGGCAGACAGUCUUGUUCUCUGCCACAAUGCCAACAAAGAUCCAGAACUUUGCCAGAAGUGCACUGGUUAAGCCUGUUGUUGUCAAUGUCGGUAGAGCUGGAGCUGCUAAUCUUGAUGUCAUUCAAGAAGUUGAAUACGUGAAGCAGGAGGCGAAAAUCGUUUACCUCCUCGAGUGCUUGCAAAAGACCCCGCCCCCAGUUCUAAUAUUUUGUGAAAACAAAGCCGAUGUGGAUGAUAUUCACGAGUAUCUCCUUCUGAAAGGGGUUGAAGCUGUCGCCGUCCAUGGGGGCAAAGAUCAAGAAGAUAGAGAAUACGCAAUAAAAUCUUUCAAAGCCGGGAAGAAGGAUGUCUUAGUUGCCACUGAUGUUGCCUCAAAGGGGCUGGAUUUUCCUGAUAUACAACAUGUCAUCAACUACGACAUGCCUGCUGAGAUUGAAAAUUAUGUCCAUCGUAUAGGACGAACAGGAAGAUGUGGUAAGACAGGAAUUGCAACGACAUUCAUAAACAGAAACCAAAGCGAGACGACACUUCUUGAUCUGAAACAUCUUUUGCAAGAAGCGAAGCAGAGAAUACCUCCGGUGUUGGCUGAACUUGACGAUCCAAUGGAAGAAGCCGAGGCAAUUGCUAGUGCCAGUGGAGUCAAAGGAUGUGCGUACUGUGGAGGGCUCGGUCACAGGAUCCAGAAUUGCCCGAAACUGGAGCAUCAGAAGACGCAACAACUUGUCAAUUCCCGAAAGGAUUAUUUUGGUGGUGGUGGUUACAGAGGAGAAAUAUGAUGGCCUUCUCUGGUGUAUUAGUUGUGUAUUAGUUUUAUAGAUCUGUUGCAUGUAUUGGACAAAAUCCGUUUCCCGAGUGUUUUGAGAAAUACAGACACGGUUGUAUAGGAGACCAGCCAUCUAUUUCUUCACGUCUAAUCGCUUGCCUAAGGUUGUAUAUUUGAUUAAUGUAGCUUAGAUUCCUUGAAAAUUUAGUCUCAACCAUGUCUAAAUGAAGGCAGGUUGCAUAUCAGUCGCAUUGAGUUAUCUGAUAUGAUCUUGAAUGUCACUUGAAAGUUUGUUUGGUUUAACACGAUUCGGUUUAACACCGCUCU
Amaranthus tricolor (Joseph's coat) is the source of this 2230-nucleotide messenger RNA. RefSeq names its product DEAD-box ATP-dependent RNA helicase 35. The transcript has 3 exons. Gene Ontology annotation, cellular component: spliceosomal complex. The coding region runs from base 138 to 1916 and encodes 592 amino acids. Lineage: Eukaryota; Viridiplantae; Streptophyta; Magnoliopsida; Caryophyllales; Amaranthaceae. Gene Ontology annotation, biological process: mRNA splicing, via spliceosome. The record is from RefSeq and is a predicted model, not a curated record. Gene Ontology annotation, molecular function: ATP binding; RNA helicase activity; RNA binding.